Magallana angulata is the source of this 629-nucleotide messenger RNA. RefSeq lists its product as uncharacterized. Lineage: Eukaryota; Metazoa; Mollusca; Bivalvia; Ostreida; Ostreidae. Gene Ontology annotation, molecular function: calcium ion binding. The coding region runs from base 152 to 541 and encodes 129 amino acids. The transcript is spliced from 4 exons. The record is from RefSeq and is a predicted model, not a curated record.
GCUCCACUUUAGCAUAAACAUACCAACAUUAUAGACAUACUGUUUUUUGAAAAUGAAAUAAAAAACCUGAAACUCUAUUGGUGGUGAUAUAAGAGCAGAUCAACAUGUGUUGGACUUACUUCUUGUGAAGAAUCAUCAAGAGUGUAACACUAUGUUUCGGUACUUCUUGGUUUUUUCAUUGGCCAUUUUACUGCUAACGGAAGAUGUUCACGCCUGGAGAAGAAUCAAAAAGUUUUUAAGAAAAGCUGCAAAGGUUAUUAAAACUGCCCAUACUAUUCAUACUGUAGUGAAAGUCGCAGCAACGGUGUUAGGAAAAAGAUCAACGAAUGACCAGGUAUUUAGUUUGAAUGUUUGUGAUUUCCGCUCAUUCGAUCUGGACGAUGAUCAGCGCAUCAGUGAAAAAGAAUUGUCAACACUGAUUGAUAUUACUGGAUUUGUAGAUUUGGAUGAGUUCUUUGAAAAACUGGAUGUCAACAAAGAUGAUGUCGUCACUAUAGAAGAAUACAACAGUUCCCAGAUUAUUAAGGAAGCGUGCAGCUGAUUAUUUGACACGGUUUUUCACUCUGUAGUAAUUUUUUUUAUUUUUACUAUUUUUCUAACUUAUGAUUAAACUUCUGUAUAUAACUGCA